CUUCUCCAUCCGGACCAACAGCGCCUGUCGCGAUGACUCCGGUGCCUGCCGCCGCUCCCCGCACCAACGCUGCUCUCGACUCGCCGUUUCGCAAAACACAUUAAACAACUCGGCCGUCAAUGCCGAAACAUGGCUGCCUCUCUGUCAGGGACAGCAAACCGCGGAGCCGACGCCUCCACGGGCAGCUCCAAAUGCGGCGGAGAGUCCGUCGGCCAGCGUCGGGAGAUCGUAAAGCCGUCCGUCACGGAGCUCACCAAGGCGGUGAGGACCAACAUCCUGUGUACGGUGGAGGGCUGCGGGAAGAUCCUGCCCAACACGCCCGCCCUCAACAUGCACCUCGUCAAGUCUCACCGGGUGAAGGAUGGCCUUGUCAACCCCACAGUCAGGAAGGACAUGAAAGCCCCUCAGAAGCUGUACUGUUGUCCAAUUGAGGGUUGUCCCAGGGGGCCUAACAGGCCCUUUUCCCAGUUCUCCUUGGUUAAACAACACUUCAUGAAGAUGCAUGCCGAGAAGAAACAUAAGUGUUCCAAGUGCAACAAUGGCUACAGUACAGAAUGGGACCUGAGGAGGCACAUAGAGGAUUGUGGGAAGACCUAUUGCUGCACAUGUGGCUGCCCCUAUGCCAGUAGGGCUGCACUACAGUCACACGUCUACAGGACAGGUCAUGAGAUCCCCACAGAACACAGAAUUCCGCCAGUGAAAAAGAGGAAGAUGGAGAAACUGAUAGGUGGCUCUGUAAAGAUCAGGCCCAUUGAGUCAACUUGUAAGAUGACAACUGCUGACAGGGAGCUGUCAGAGGGCUGUCUCCCAUCUGAUACAAGUCAUCUCCCAGACUUGACAAUUCAGACCUCAAACCCUCCCAGGAGCUUUCAGAAGCUCCUCCUCCCCAAGCCCAAGAUGGCGCUGGUCAAUGUGCCUGUGAUGCAGCUGGCCCACCUGCCUGUCCUCCUUCCAUCCACAGAAAGUGGCGCUCUUAGGUCUGUCGUGCUGGCUGUUGACAGUCAAGGCUCCCUCAGCACCCUCCAUGUCUUACCACAGGCCAUGGGGGCUGUGGUACCACAACUGGAUGCUAAGACUCUGGGUUUCCCGGAUAGUAUGCCCGCCUCCCGUUCUAGCCUGGGACCUAUUAGCACAGGAGUGCAAGUGAGUCUGGAGCCUGUGGGCUCAGAAGACCCAGCCAGCAGCAUUGGGGGCCAGCGAGCGAAGAGCACUUCCACCAACAUUCAGACUGACAUAUCAUACCUGUCCAGAAUGCCUGUAGGGGUUGGUGUUGGGAUGGGUGUAUGUUCUGUGGGUGAGUCUUCGGUAUCAUCCUGUUCCCAGACAGACAUAAGUGUGAGUGCUCAUGUUCUCCUACCAGUCAGUGUAGAGACCCAAACAUUUUCCUCAAGGGCCAAAACCACAUCCACUAUCGCAGCUCAGACAGAUGUUCCUCACCUCAAUGAGAUGCACUGCACCUCCUCAGCUGCACCCCCAUUUAUAACCAGACAGACUCAGACCAGCUGUCCCACGGCAGGAACAGAAUCAGUGGAGCGAGUUCAGAUGGACCAGGCUAUCAUGUGCUCCAACCUGUUUGACAAUGACUCCCUCAGUGUUUCCACCCAGACAGCUUUAGCCAUUGAAGACCCCCUGGGUGCGGCAAGCAACAGUCUCUACGAGGAUGAGAAGUCAGCAGAGGGCAUGUGUUUUGGGGUACAGACAGAUGAGCUUAACUCCAACAGCAUGGCGGACAACCAGACUCAAACCAUGACCUUACUAAACGACCUGGAGAAUAUUCUGUCUGAUGGCAUAGCAGGUCAUCAUGUACUUACAGAUGCUUCAACAGGCUGCGAGUCUGCCCUGGGCUCUGUUCAGGAGCAACACAGCAGCAUUGACUUUGAUUUUGAAGACUUCCUCAAUGCUGUGCACAUUCAGACACAGACAGAGGAGAGUGAACUGGGAGGUCUGGGUGGUGACACACCCCUGGAGUCUCUGGACAUCCAGACACAGACAGACUUCCUCCUACUGGACGAACUGGACCAGAACGAGGGGCCAAGUCGAAACCAGGCUAGUGACCUGGAGCUUGAAAUGUUUGACAUUCAGACUCAGACUGACCUUAAUUUUAUGUUAAGCGCUGGAAGCCACCUGCCCUUAAGCAGCAUCCUGCACCAUUCCAGCUUCUCUAUGAGCACAGAGUCUUCAGACACAGAAACUCAAACUGAAAUCCCCCAUAUUAUCCUGGGCCCCUCCGUGCAGCCCCCUGUCUGUCAGAGUGAGCAUGCAAGGCUCCUGAGCAGCACAGAAACACAGACUGUGACCAGCCAGGCCGAGGGCCUUGGACAACUCUUCUUGACUAGCAAUGAAACCCAGACCGUCAUGGAUGACUUCUUGUCCGCAGACAUGGCUUGGAACAUGGAGUCCCACUUCAGCUCUGUGGAGACUCAGACAUGUGAGGAGCUGUUUACUCUCUUUCAACACCCUGAGAAGCCAAACAGCUGAAGGCCUCCCAGUUUAGCCGGUUUAACCCCCCUGCAGAACCAGUGUCUGGUGUCUGCCUGUCUGUCUUGGGAGGAAUCAAUGCAUACUGACCUCAAACUGCAGUUCUUCAGCUGAAGCCAGUUUUAGCAGUAAGAAUCCAAGUGUCUGACCAUUCCAUCAAGGGCGUUGUGUCCAGUGCAUUUACAGACCUUUACCCUGAUAGCUCAGCUGCACUUUAUAGGCUUGUUGGGCGUGGCCUACCUACUCCUCUGCCAGUUUACAUAUUUAUUUGCACAUAAGUUAACUAUUUGUGUCUUGUCUGAAAAACCAAUCUACUCCCACAUCUUAAGAUAUAUAAUUUAUACUCACUAUAACUUGUUUGCUCACGUGCACACGAGAAAUUUAACAAUAGUUUCAGCACCUCAUCGUUGUUCACUUCAUACUUGGAGAGGAUGACAGUUUUUGCACACCCACAAUGGAUCGGGUGGAAACGCCAGUUCAAGCUGUGGGCAUGUUUAAAGUACUGCUGAGUUUUUAACCCAAUCACAUCCUUCAGAUUUGCAAACAUUUUGUGAAAACAACUCUAAAGUCAGCCGCAAAACAAAUGCAUUGCAUUGAAUUUCAUUUGCUGUCACAUGUUGGGAAAUGUGCAUGAGGCCUUCAGCGUGGCGAACGGGGCAGAAAUGUUCAAUAGCGAUUCUCUGCUUGUGUUUGACGCCUGUCUUGUUAACGCUACAUCAUCAGAAGCAAGGUUGUGAACUUCCACAAGGCCGUUUCCUCCCUGUGACCAUUUCAAACCUCUCAAGGUAUCCGCAGCAGUGUCCAGUAAAACCCUGGAAGUCACGAGCGUGAGAGACGGCACCGCUGAAUCUAGUUGCUUAUAUAAAUGUGGCACAAAUUUGUGAAAUUCUGAGCUCGGUUCUGCCAAUUUAUUGCACACCUGUUACUGAAACUCGAUUGUGAAGUCUGGCGCUUUUUAAUCGCCCUAUUGUUUGUGGGGUUAACCUGUACGGCUUAACAGUCACUGUGAGUCAUUUAGCAGACUAGGCUGUCCUCGUGUGUAAUUUAUUCAUUAGCUGGCUGUAAGUGUAUACAGUAGCGGCGUUCGUCGGCUGAAGUAACACAGUAAUGAUGCUGUACAGAAACGGGAUUAGAGCGGGGUUUAACUGCUCAGUCGCCACCAAAGAGUGGUUGUGUAUGUUCACUACCUAUUUCUGGCAGCGUAUAGCCCCCUUCUUUGUAACUGAUUCUAUUUCCACCUUCACCGACAGGGGAGGAGUGCCCUAUAUAUUUAAUGUGUUGUACUACAAGCAGUUUGAACACGUCCUGUUGUGUUUGUUUUCCAAGCAUUUUUUUACUGAUUUACCUCAUUUGCACCGGGCACCCCAUUUAAACUGUGUUCUAAGAAACGGUAAGCUAUAACUUGAGCCGCGAGUGCUUCUUCAGUUUUGUUAAGUUGGUGCCUUAAACCAAGUAUUAUGAUUUCUGUUUCUUCUAUUUUAAAAGGUAUACCUUUCGUUAUGCACAAUCCAAUUUGCUGCUCUGAGGUGAACUUGUCAGGAAUAUAUUUGCUUAUGUGUUUGAAAAAUGGUUUCAACAUCGAAUAUUCAAAAUACUUUUCAUUUGCACGUUUGAUUCGUUCUACAUGCAUUUUCGACAGUUUUCUGCAUGAAAUAUUUAAAAAAUGCCUUUUGUUUGGAAGCAUUUAUGUUGAGCUAUGUUACAAUUCUGUAAAUGCCGAUCGGCAUUUUGUAGAAGGCAGCAUUUCUCCAACGGCAUUACUGUAUAAUUUUAGGGGUGGACGGUGAACGCGAGUGCAGUUUCUAGAUGUUGCUAGAACCUGAAGAAUGUACACGACACUGUGACCAAAUGUUCUGACAGUGUUUCGACAUUUACAUUCAGAUACAAGAUUUGCUGUGCCGAGAGCAGGACUUCUGUGUCGUUCAUGAAGUUGAUAGCGCUGGAUUAGAUGCCUUACUUAAAAGAAAAAGAUAAACCAACUACAGCGUGUUAUUUUCUUACAAGGGUGCAUGCAGAAUCCCUUUUUUCCCUUCGUCCGACAACUUCAUUAUUUCUCUUGGGCAGCCUUUGUCUUGGUUUGUUUCCGUUGCCUACAUGUGUAGUGUUAAGAGAUGGCCUUGUUAUUUUCAUUGUCAGUGCUCUGCUCUUAAUAAACUGCUGGAAGAGUGUUA
Lampris incognitus (smalleye Pacific opah) is the source of this 4649-nucleotide messenger RNA. RefSeq names its product ATM interactor (gene atmin). Bases 130 to 2478 code for a protein of 782 amino acids. Gene Ontology annotation, molecular function: transcription cis-regulatory region binding; DNA-binding transcription factor activity, RNA polymerase II-specific. Lineage: Eukaryota; Metazoa; Chordata; Actinopteri; Lampriformes; Lampridae. The record is from RefSeq and is a predicted model, not a curated record. Gene Ontology annotation, biological process: regulation of transcription by RNA polymerase II. The transcript has 4 exons. Gene Ontology annotation, cellular component: nucleus.